AUGAAACUGAACACGAACCUGGGAGCCUUCUCACCAGACACGAUCCUGGCGCAAACGCAGCAAGACUCACAGCAGUACGCAGGUGGAAGUUACGCUAUGCAGUCGAGGAAGAGCAGCCACGUGAAGUCGAAGGAUGAUAGCGAGCGACAUAUGAAGAUCCGACCAGACGGAGCCGUGCACAAAUCAUCGAUCGUCAGUCCACGAGCGGACGAGCGGAGUGUUUCCAGCGACGAUAGUACUGGCCUGAUCAUCAAGAGGACAGUAGAGGUCAGCUACUCACAAGGGCCUUGA
Molecule: messenger RNA, 291 nt
Organism: Recurvomyces mirabilis
Lineage: Eukaryota; Fungi; Ascomycota; Dothideomycetes; Mycosphaerellales; Teratosphaeriaceae
Exons: 2
Coding region: 1-291 (96 amino acids)
Source: RefSeq, a predicted model, not a curated record